AGCAGGCUUCAUGACAGUCAAGAAUUCACGAACUUUACCAUUAUGUGUGGCUACAAGGGAUUUAAGGCGCACAAAGUCGUGGUAGCAGCCCAAUCCGAUUAUUUCCGGGUUGCCUGUGCUCACGGCAGGUUCGCGGAGGGGGAGCGAAACAUCAUCCUACUCGGGACACAUGGCGACGAACCAAACGCCAUGGGGGAUGUUGCAGGCGGAGACGAUCCGGAAGUCAUCGAGCUCAUGAUAGGCUUCUUCUACCAUUACGAUUACAUGAUCUCAACAGGAACACCGAGCAAUCGCACCACUGGCUCCUCCCAGUGCAGAAUCACGCAUGCGAAACUCUUCGCGGCCGCGGUGAAGUACCAGGUCCCUGGUCUCAGGGCGCUUGCAUUGUCGAAGUUUGAGCAGGCUGCAAAACUUGCUUGGCAAGACGCGAGCUUCGCAGAGGCAGUGCGCGUUGUGUAUAAAUCCACCCUUGAUGAAGUCCGCGAGCUCAGAGAUGUUAUUCGUCGUACAUCAAUG
This is a messenger RNA of Baudoinia panamericana UAMH 10762, 516 nucleotides long. RefSeq lists its product as uncharacterized. The transcript has 3 exons. The annotation marks the transcript as partial. The record is from RefSeq and is a predicted model, not a curated record. NCBI's taxonomy places the organism in Eukaryota, Fungi, Ascomycota, Dothideomycetes, Mycosphaerellales, Teratosphaeriaceae. Gene Ontology annotation, molecular function: protein binding.